Molecule: messenger RNA, 5574 nt
Organism: Plectropomus leopardus (leopard coralgrouper)
Lineage: Eukaryota; Metazoa; Chordata; Actinopteri; Perciformes; Serranidae
Gene: arhgap10
Product: Rho GTPase activating protein 10
Biological process (GO): signal transduction
Cellular component (GO): cytoplasm
Molecular function (GO): GTPase activator activity; protein binding
Source: RefSeq, a predicted model, not a curated record
UUCUCAAUCUGUCACUUGGGUAGGUGGAGUACGUUUGAUAAAGGAAGGAAAAACUGGACACAGCUACCAUGACUCUCUGACAACUGUCUUGAACCGACUUCCGAUGAACACUUCACCCGUUACCGUGUCGUUAUCACCUUUUUAACGGUUAUACCUGUUAGCUGCUCUCUUUUUGUCGUCAUUUGACAACUGUGGAACAACACCCAUGCGCCCGUGUCAGAAGUUACCAUGCUAACCCCCGUUAGCUGCUGCUACUUCUCGCAGCUAUGUCUGCUCUGCUAGACUUUAACCUGCCAGCGAAAAGAGCGGUGUUUUUAUUGUAACGGCUAGUUUUUGUAGCUACAAAGUUAAGCGUCGUUUCGACCAGUAUCCCGUUGUUGAAAACGAAGCUAUCAGUCUGUGACAGAAAUGGGACUACACCCGCUGGAAUUCAGUGAAUGCUAUCUGGACAGCCCCAGCUUCAGGGAGAAAAUAAAGGCACACGAAGCAGAGCUGGACAGGACCAACAGAUUUAUCAAAGAACUGUACAAAGAUGGGAAGAACCUCAUUAAUGCAACAAAACAGCUUGGGAUGGCGCAGCGAAAGUUUGCCCAGUGCCUGGGAGAGUUUCAGUUUGAGUACAUCGGCGAUGCAAAGACUGAUGAUGAAAGAUGUAUUGAUGAGUCUUUGCAAGAGUUCUCCUCAUUCCUCAAGAACCUUGAAGACCAAAGAGAGUUAAUGAUGAGAAACAUCACAGAAACCUUAAUGAAACCCCUGGAGAAGUUCAGGAAAGACCAUCUUGGUACAGUGAGGGCGGAAAGAAAGAAGUACGAGAAAGAAACAGAAAAAUACUACAGCUCCCUGGAAAAGCUUCUGAAUAUGUCAGCGAAGAAGAAAGAGCCACAGCUACAAGAGGCAGACAUCCAGGUGGAAACCAUGAGGCAGCACUUUCAGGAGGAGUCACUGGACUACGUGUGCAAACUGCAGGAGAUCCAAGAGAGAAAGAAGUUUGAGUGUGUGGAGCCAAUGCUGGCCUUCUUUCAGACAGUCUUCACGUUUUAUCACCAGGGCUUCGAGCUCGCCAAAGACUUUGACCAUUAUAAAAGAGCACUGCAGAUCAAUAUUCAGAAUACAAGGAGUCGAUUUGAGGGCGCCCGGUCAGAGGUAUACGAACUGAUGAAGAGGAUCAGGGAGACACCUCAAGAAUACAGACAGACCAGCCCUAUAAGUUGUGAAGGCUACCUCUAUGUACAGGAAAAACGGCCACCUCCCUUUGGUUCAAGUUGGGUCAAACGCUACAGCACUUUUGUCAAAGAGCAGAAGAUCCUGCACAUGGUGACCUUCGACCACAGAUCUGGUGGCAAGAUGGGUGAGACGGAGUCUGUCACGCUCAAAUCCUGUCUCCGCAAAACGACAGACGUGUUGGACAGGAGGUUCUGCUUAGAGCUCGACAUAACUGAUCGGCCAGGCACGGUGCUAACAGUACAGGCUCUGUCGGAGGAUGACCACAAGUUCUGGAUGCAGGCCAUGGGUGGGAAGGAACCUAUUGGGCACUAUCUUGGUAGAACUUAUUCUAAAGAAAGAGGAAUUGAUGCCCAGCUGGAUGAUGUGGGUUUGAAUUUUAUGAAGAACUCCAUAAGUGCCAUAGAGACGAGAGGUAUUAAUGACCAGGGCCUGUACAGAGUUGUCGGAGUAAGCUCCAAGGUCCAGAAGCUCCUCUCAUUAAUGAUUGAUGAGAAGAGCAAUGAAGUGGAUCUGUCUACCAGCGAGGACUGGGACGUCAAGACAAUAACAAGUGCACUAAAGCUUUAUCUCAGGAGCCUUCCUGAGCCGUUGAUGACCUAUGGACUUUACAAAGAGUUUAUUAGCCCGGCGAAGGGCGGUAGUCCAGAGUCUCGUAUCCAAGCCGUCCACUGCCUGGUCCACAAACUACCAGAGAGGAAUCGACAAGUCCUCGGGCUGCUCAUGAAGCAUCUGGCCAAUGUGGCGGCUCACAGCAAACAGAAUCUGAUGACCGUGGCCAACCUGGGCGUGGUGUUUGGCCCCACAUUAAUGAGGCCACAGGAGGAGACCGUUGCUGCCAUUAUGGAUCUUAAGUUUCAGAACAUUGUGGUGGAAAUUCUCGUUGAACACCACGAAAAGAUCUUUGCAGAUGCUCCGGAGUCGUGCCCUCUUUCACCUGCUGCCCCAGUAUUCUCUGCUCCCACAAGGCAGUCCAAAAAGCUGAGUCGACAGAAUCGGCCUCUGGCUGUCUACAAUCCACAAGCCCUAGACAUUCAGAAUGUGUCAGCAGCGGGAGAUAGUUCCAGUCUAGCCACAGAUGAGACAUCAAUGGGCAGCAAUGAGUCUGUAUCGUCACAGUCAUCGUCAGCUUCAGCUUCAGAGGUGCUGCCAGAGAAGAGUGACCAUGUCCUUCUUAGCACCACCCUCAGCUCAGACAGCAACUCCAGGGCCCCGGCAGCUGGAGCCUCCUGGUCCACUACUGGAGCCUCAGGAGAAAGCCAACCUGCUUCCACCACAGCUGCAUCCGACCAAGAAAAACCAGAGGAGAGUGUCACCAGCAGGAAAGCCAAGGCAGUGUACCCAUGUGAGGCUGAGCACGACUCUGAGCUCUCCUUCCAGGUCGGCGCAAUAUUCAACGCCGGUAAGUGUUAUCGCCUACACCAGUCGCUCACUCAGAACCAGCCCUGGCAUAUUGGAUUUGGAGGAAAACCGAACACCCAAUCUGAUCUUCAAUCGAACACAGAGAUGAGACGAGGAGAAGGAGGACGGGGAGGGAGGGAGGGGGCAGGAGACACAGAUUUGCUCUUCAGUGUGUCUGGAAGAGGCUCGACUGAGCUUUAAUCACUCUCAGAGGAAAUGAGGAUUUUGUAGUUGGUAUUUUUUGCCUUUUUGCUCAUACACAGACACUAUAGAUACAUUAUAGUUUUACCUGGGAAACGUGGUGAUGUUUUUGAUAAGAUCCAACAAUGCAUUGCGGUUUAUUGUCUUGUUUUCUUUAUGCUUAACAGAACACGUCUUUUUUCAACAUUGUGAGCAUCAGUGGUCCUGCAGAUAUGAGGAAAUCAUUUCCCAUUAAAGAUAUAAUGCUCUGAAGUUAUGAUCUAAAUGUCAAAAUCACACAUCUGUCAUCUAUAAAUAUGGAUUAGAUGACCAAAAUCUCAUCUUAAUCUAUAUCUACUCUACAUACAAUAUUAUCUGUUUUGAUGACUGCACUUUAAAGAUCCAUUGUGUUGGAUUUAUGGGCAUCUAUUGGCAGAUAUGGAAUAGAAUAUUCAUACAUAUUUUUUCAUUAGGUUAUAAUCACCUGAAGUUAAGAAUAGUUGUGUUUUCGUUAUCUGAGAAUGAGACGUUUAUAUUUAUGUCUUCCACAGAAUCCACCAUGUUGUUUUCAGUAGCCCAGAACAAGCAAAUCAAACACUGGCUGUAGGCGGGGCCAUUCGUGUUUUUUUACAUCAUGUAUAUACAACAAUUUGAUAUACUGGAGAAGUUCCAGUUCUGCAACUUCUCAGCUAGAUGCCACUAAAUUCUACACACUGGACCUUUAAAGCCAUCAAUGUGUGAUUGUUGGCUUAAAGAGUUCGUGUCGGGAUAAAUGCCUACAAUGGCAAAAUUUAAUUCAUCAAAAAAUGGCUUUCUAAUUCAUAUUACCUGAAUGAUAAUAAACAUAAAAUGAAUGAAGUGUCACAUUAUCAAAAACUAAAUUAGAUUAUGUUCUACAGGCCAUUCUCUUACUCUGAAAUUUAAUUAGGAGCUUAGCUGUUUCGUUUAGUAAAAGUACAACCGAAUGAUGUUGUGUGUUUCUCUUGGAUCCUGACCUAAAUCUCCAGUUACCUCGAUGCAGACUUAGAGAUGGUGAUGGGAGAGUUCAGUAAAGUCUGUCCUUUAACUCCAAAUCAGGCUACAAAUGAAGUGAUUUGCAUGUUGCAUAAAAAUAACAAGAUGACUAACUAAACAUCUACAGUAUCUUGCGGACCCUUGACAUUUUCUAUAUUUUGCCGCAUUAUCUUGUUACUUCUAAAUGUAUUUGUGUUUUUUUUCAUGUUGUUUUGUGUGUGUGUGUGUGUGUGUGUGUCUGAGAUAUGUGCAUAACAAAUGUGCAAGAGGUCAAAAGGUCUGAAUACUUGAGCUAGCCACUGUACAUACAGUCCGUCUAAAGACAAAAAUCAACAUUUGUUGAUGUUUCUUCACUCUUGAAACUGAGAAGACAGCCUUGCUUUGCUUCUUUACUUUCUUAAAUCUGUAUUUACUGAUGAUUUCAUUAAGUUAAAUUGUGUCAUAAAACAAUGUAUUCAUGAGAUACUCAGCCACUUAGUGGUGUCCAGAGUAGAUAAUGUGAGCAGGAAAAGAAAAGAAAAGCUAUACAAAUGAGACAGACACAACUUGUGAAGUUCCACCUGUGUAGUCUCUGCGUGGUGCAUGUCUACAAACUGUAUGAAAAUUCUACCAUUGUGAUGUGAAUGGAAAAAAUCCAGUGUGGCCUUGCUUGAUUUACCAAUAUUGUGUGAUGGGCCACAUAGAGUAUUUUUUUAACAACAGGCCACGUCCAGGCAGGACGUAGACAUAAACGUAGUUCCUUCUGUGUUAAUGUGAACACAAGUUUAAAAAAAAAAAAAAAGAAGUAUGGAAAAACAGUUAUGAGUAUAAAAUGAAAUACUCAUGCUAAGAUGAUAAGUUUUAUCCCUCCAUCUAAAGACAGCUUUAUUAUGUGUUGACUGAUGAUUGAAAUAUAUAAAAAUCUAUAUUUGUUGAUAAAAAUCCCCAAAAUAGAAGUGUAAAUAAUCUCAUAUUAGUCUGUUAUUGUACUCAGAUAGAGGUGGGAGUCUUUGUUUACCUGUGGUCACUCAUUUUAAUGGGGAGAAGCUGAUGUAAAAACACGUUAAACAACAUCGGAAAACAUUAAUAAUGCAGAAUGAGUUGUUUUGUUGUGGUAGCCCUUAAAUUAGAGGACCUGUCAGUCAAUUUGGGAGUAAAAGCAUGUGUGAAUCCUGCUUUGAAUUGUGGCGGCAGGUCAACUCUUUUGUUUACACCUGUAUGAAGGAUUGAGCUUUUAACUUCCUUGUUCAUUUUGUGUUUAAUUGACGCACAAUACAGUGUGGGUAAACACAUUUCUUUGUGUCGUGAGGCCGGCUGUGACAUGUUACAAGAAGAGAAACGACGUAUUGAAUCAGUUUAUGUCUUAAUUUGGCCUUAGAAGUUCUCACUGUCAAUUUAUCCAUGCAAAUGCUGACUUGCAGAUGCACUCAAAUUUUUAAACUGGCUCACUUUGUUGGCAAAUCAAGAAAUCCUGGGAGGAUUUCGAGAAGGCAUGCCAUAGAAAUGUUCUGUGCUCUGACACAUCUGUCACAACUAAAUGGUUUGUGAGAGCUGUGUUUUGCUGCUGAGGUUAAGUUCAGGGUGAAAUUCUAGAAAAAUGGAUCCAAAAACAGACUUAUGAUGUACAGUAGAGAUAAAAAUGACUCACACUGGAGUUUAGAGUAACUACGUAAUCACUGUAUCCUCUUCAGACCUGCUCGCUCUGACACAUGCUGUAUACUCACCAGAGGCUCUGUGUCCUCUGUCGUCCCCCACCCUCACCCUCCCUGUGCUGUUGUC